Molecule: messenger RNA, 1137 nt
Organism: Capronia coronata CBS 617.96
Lineage: Eukaryota; Fungi; Ascomycota; Eurotiomycetes; Chaetothyriales; Herpotrichiellaceae
Exons: 1
Coding region: 1-1137 (378 amino acids)
Biological process (GO): carbohydrate metabolic process
Source: RefSeq, a predicted model, not a curated record
AUGCCGACUCCAUUAACAGUCGAAGGCCUAAGAGCCCAAGAAGUUCGCGUCAAGAUUGAUCUCCUCAUUCACAACCUCGUCAACAUCAAGGACGAGCAAGGACGUUUUCUGCAAACCCUCGCGGACGGGCGAAUCAUCGAUACAAAAGGAUGGAACGACUGGGAAUGGACGCACGGAAUCGGUCUAUACGGCCUCUACCAGUACCAUGCAUUGAAGUCUUCGACUUCGACGCUUCAGAUCAUCCAGGACUGGUUCUCGGCGCGCCUGGCCGAGGGAACGACCAAGAACAUCAACACGAUGGCCGUCUUCCUGACGCUGGCCCAUCUCUACGAACAGACGGGCGAGCAGAGCUAUCUCCCCUGGCUGGACUCGUGGGCGGAAUGGGCCAUGUACGAGCUUCCACGGACGACUUUCGGUGGGAUGCAGCACAUCACGUAUGUUGACGAAAACCACAACCAGCUGUGGGACGACACGUUGGUGAUGACUGUCAUGCCGCUGGCGAAGAUCGGAAUAUUACUACACCGUCCACACUACGUCGAAGAGGCCAAACGGCAGUUCCUGCUCCACAUACAAUACCUCUACGACCCGCAGACCGGGCUGUUCUUUCACGGCUGGCAAUUCGACGACAGGGCGCCGGGUGGACUGGGCCACAACUUUGCCCGUGCCAGAUGGGCCCGAGGGAACAGUUGGCUGACGAUUGCCAUUCCUGAUUUCAUCGAAUUGUUGGAUCUCCCGCCGGACGACGGGCUGAGAAUGUACCUGGUGGCUGUCCUGGAGGCUCAAUGUCGUGCUCUGCGUUCCUUGCAGACGCAGGAGGGGAUGUGGAGGACCUUGCUUGACGUGUCGGAGGAGGAGGGGAGCUAUCUCGAAGCGUCGGCCACCGCUGGCUUUGCGUAUGGCUUGUUGAAAUCCAUUCGCAAACGAUACAUCUCUCAAGAAUAUACGGCGGUUGCUAUGAAAGCGGUCAAGGCUGUGAUUCGGCGGAUCAGUGAUGAUGGAGAGCUGAUGGAUACCAGCUUUGGGACUGCCAUGGGACACGACUUGAAGCAUUACAUCAACAUAGAGAGGACCAGCAUGCCGUAUGGUCAAGCCAUGGCGAUCAUGGCGCUGGUCGAGUUUCUGAGAGUGUAUAUAUGA